Molecule: messenger RNA, 603 nt
Organism: Trypanosoma brucei brucei TREU927
Lineage: Eukaryota; Euglenozoa; Kinetoplastea; Trypanosomatida; Trypanosomatidae
Product: thioredoxin, putative
Exons: 1
Coding region: 1-603 (200 amino acids)
Cellular component (GO): cytoplasm
Molecular function (GO): oxidoreductase activity, acting on a sulfur group of donors, disulfide as acceptor
Source: RefSeq, a predicted model, not a curated record
AUGUCUGCUACCGUGGGCCUCCGCCGUUACGUCACGUCUAUUUUAAAUGUUAGUCGGUUACGGCAAGAAGCUAUACGAGGUUAUGCGCUACGGCGGAGCGGUGCCUGCUUGAGCGGGCAGCUGAGGAUAUUCACCGAUCAUGUAAACGCUGAUGCAGCUGUUUUAGUGUACUUCCACACCAAUCGGUGUAAGCCGUGCAUAUCCAUCACGCGGGCGUUAGAAGAAAUGGAAACGGAGAAGGAACAGGGCGUCGUUUCCUCUUCCAUUCCCCAAUGUAGCUCAUCACACGCUUGUUCACAAGAGGAUACGUUAGGACUAACGCAAAGGUUGCUGAGAUUGUUGGGGAUUACAUUUGCGGAUGUCGCGGUUUCUCCUGAGGCACUCGGUGUGCUGCGGGAGGGCGUCACUCGUGGCGUACGCAUUAUUUCAGUAGACACGGAUGAGAAUCCGGUAAUUAGUGCGUUACACGAUAUACGCAGCGUUCCCACAUUUGUGGCAUAUCGCUGUGGUCGCAUUAUUGGUCACUUGGAAGGGGCGAGCGAGCAGAAGCUGCAGGAACUCGUAAGUAAGUUGUUAGUAGAAGAGGGUGGGGCGACAAAUUGA